Molecule: messenger RNA, 860 nt
Organism: Anthostomella pinea
Lineage: Eukaryota; Fungi; Ascomycota; Sordariomycetes; Xylariales; Xylariaceae
Source: the annotation of a GenBank genome assembly
UGGUCAUCGGCAAUGUAGCUGGCUCGUUUCUGGCCCCCUGGCUGAUCUACGGCUUCCAGCCUGACGAUCGCGAGUUCGACUCACUUCGACCUGCGGACCCGAGCACGCUGGGACCCAUGUACGCCAGUGUCAUGCAGCAACUGGGUCUUAGUGUGUUGCUACCGCUGGCGGUAGGUCAGGGCCUGCGAUGGUUAUUUCCGAAGCAGGUCACUUGGACGUUGAAGACGUUCUAUCUUGCGCAGUUUUGCUCGGUGAUGCUGAUACUGGUGGCCUGGUCCACGUUCUCAGGAGCCUUCGAGACCGGAGCAUUGACACAGCUACCCAAAUCCUCCAUCAUCUUCAACGUCUUCAUGAACAUAGCCGAGUACCUCUUGUUCACCGCGAUCUGCUUCUGUCUAGCAUACCCUCCAAAGCGGCUGGCCGCCCUGGUCAAUGCGCACAUCGCAAAUUCCAGCCUGGGGUCGCGUCUUCCCGUAUCGAUGCGGCGGGCUGUGACGGUCAGGCGGAUGCCCCGGAUACAUGUCGUAGCCGUCUGCUUCUGCGGCGCUGCGAAGACGGCAACUGUCGGGAUCCCCUUGGCCGCGGCCAUGUGGUCGCAGCUUGACAACUUCACCAUAUCGUCGAUCCAGGUGCCCGUGCUUCUUUACAUCGUGGAGCAGGUGUUCGUGGCGCAGUUCUUGACGAUAUUCUUCAAGUGGUGGCUGCAACCGGCCGGGAAAGGGGCGUCGGAUGCUGAGUCCACGACUGUGGAUGGGCAGCGGGCAGUUGGUCAUCAGCGAGUGACGACUGCCUGUGUCGAUGAGGGUGUGAGGAUUGAGAGGAUCAUUGCGCCCGUGAUGGACGAGAAAGACCUGCGCUAA